Messenger RNA from Colletotrichum truncatum, 3075 nucleotides. RefSeq names its product TPR repeat-containing protein. The record is from RefSeq and is a predicted model, not a curated record. Lineage: Eukaryota; Fungi; Ascomycota; Sordariomycetes; Glomerellales; Glomerellaceae. Gene Ontology annotation, molecular function: protein binding.
AUGGCGGACUCGCAAACCAACAACGACCAGACGGGAGCCUCCCUGCUCUCAAGGGUCAACAAUGGCGCAUACAUCGAGGUCCUGACGUCCUCCGUUGCCAAGGAUCUCAUCACCAGAUUCACUUCCAGCCUCGCAGCACAGACCACUUCUGCAUCAAAAGAGUCACUUUCUGAAGACGAAAUCGCCGUCGGUCUUGCUGCCCUCAACGCCUUUCUGCAGUCCAACGUUACGGGACCCGUGUUGGAGGCCGUCGAGAAGGUUGAAGUGCUCUUUACUGAUGCUCUAUCCGCCGCAGACAGCUCGGCAGACGGCCUCAAGACACUGAGGAGACUCAGUCUGAAGGCUCUUGAGGUCGAUGGUGUCUCACCCUACCCAUACAUCCCCAACAUCGAGCUCUUCGCCCUCACCCGCUAUAUUUUUGCAGAAUAUUCUUCGGCCAGCGAUGCCGUGCUCAACCUCUCUUCCACACGCCUCAGCCUUCCAUGGACCCGUUUGAGAAUCAAUGUGUGGCAUUUUAAGCUCCUCAGCCAACCUUCCCUCGGCCCUGGUUCCAACUUUGCCAAGGCGUCGCAGUGGAUCGACGUCCCGACAUUGGCAGAGCAGAUUAACAUCGGUCUCGACACCGUCCGAAAGCAGAUCGUUGAAGAGGAUGUCUGGUCGACGAGUGAGAACCCCUGGGGUCGCGAGGAGAAGGUGCAGUUCCUGCUCGAGGCGGCGAACACGCACAUCAUGCUCGGCCGCGAUGACAAGGCGCGAGAGGCGCUCAAGGAGGCCGCAGAGCUCAACAAGUUUGCCUACGCGCUCUCUGGUGCGCUUGGUAAGAGGACCAAGUUCCAGGAGAAGAGCACCAGUCAGCUUGUUGUCCUGGCCAAGAGCGACACUGCACCCGAGGAAAGCUCCGGGGAGGACAACGAGGCAGAGACGAAACCCGAGGCUGUUGCGCUGAAUGAUGAUACCCUUCUGGAGGAGAUUGAGUUCUCCAAGGACGCAACUGGAAAACACGGCGAGUUGGCGGCCUCCACCUCGGGGCUUCCUGCUGCCCUGGCAAACCUUUCUCCCGACGACCAGCCGCGGCUGUCUCCUCUGGAUCAGAUCAUCCUGUUGACCGAGGCGACGCUCAAGGAUACCUUCUCACCUGUUGAUACCCUGACCUCGGAGGAGGUCCUCCCUUAUGCCGUGCGUGUGGUGUCGGAUAAGCCGACCAACUGGCAGGUGUACACCCAAGCGCUGCUCGUCCGUUCUCGUAUCGAGGUCCACCGCAGCAGAACCGUCGAGCGUGGAGUUCUUCAGAUGCAGGCUGUCGUUGACCAGGUCGUCGUCGACACCUCCGAGCCUACCAAGAUCAGAGCCGAAGACGUCGCCAACGAGCCCGAAGUUCCCGCCAUCGCAGUCAGCGCUCCCGGUGAGGCCCCGACCACGUCCAAGGUGGAAAAGCCCACAUCCUUCUUCCCUGCCGCCAAGGAAACCGAGUCGGCGCCCGCACACGUCCGUCUGCAGUACAUCCACGCCCUUUCCUCGCCCCCGAGAUGGCAUCUGGAAUCCGAAUUAGCCUACUCCUGGGCCGGCGUCGGAUCGCUCGUAUCUGCUCUCGAGAUCUUCAAGCGUCUGCGUCUGUGGGCCGAAGUCGCACUGUGCCUCGCCAGCAGCGCCGCAACCGAGGACGAAGACGGACGCGGCAGCGGAGGCGAGCAGAAGGCCAAGGCCGUCGUCCGCUGGCGUCUGUUCCACAAGACCGGCCAGCCUGUCGUGGAGAACGCCGAUCCGGAUGCCGAGGAGCUAGAGUCGGAUGUCACCUACCUCAACCCCGCCGAUUUCUCCGGACCGGAGCGCGUGCCGCCGCCGCCCAACGCGCCGAGAUUGUUCUGCAUUCUCGGAGACCUGGAGAACGAGCCGAAGCACUGGGAGCGCGCGUGGGAGAUUUCCAAGCACCGCUUCGCGCGCGCGCAAAAGUCCCUGGGAGAGCACUACCUCCAGCAGAAGGACUGGUUAAAGGCCUUGGAAUCGUACCAGCUCGCUACCAAGUGCAACCGUCUCAGCCCGGAGCUCUGGAGCAGACUGGGCGACAUCAACCUCCGCAUGGGCAACUUCCCGGAUGCCGCGGAGGCAUACAGCCGCGCCAUCGGCGCUGCCGGAGAAAUCGUCGGCGGAGAAGACGCGAGGACGUGGAGUAACCUCGGUUCUUCGCUUUGGAGCAUGUACCUCGAGACCGUAGAGGACAUGAAGAAGAAGCUGAUCGAGGAGAAGAAGAACAACAAGGACGACGACGAGACGAAGAAGUCCGAGAAAGAUGACGAAGACGAAGACGAGGAGCCGCAGCAGCACCAGGAGAAGACGCUCAAGGACCCCGCUACGCUGUUGUCGCAGUCUCUGGCGGCGUAUAAGCGCGGCGCGACGAUAUCGCAGGACAACUGGCGCAUCUGGGACAACGUGCUCACCCUCGCGUCGAGGAUGAGGCCGGUGGCGGUGACGGACAUGGUGCUUGCGAUGCGGGCCAUCAUCCGCAUCCGCAACACGGAGGACGCGCUCGACGACGACGUCCUCAGGGCGCUGCUGCAGGAGUCGCUGCUCACCAAGGACAAGACGGACGAUGCCAAGAAGGAGGGCGUGUACACGCCGCCCCGCGGCACCGUCGAGAAGGCCGUCGUCGCGCUGUUCGAGGAGAGCGUCGUGCCGCUCAUCACCACCCGCUCCGAACUCUGGGAGCUCAUCGUGCAGCUGCGCGUGUGGAGGAGGGAUUACGCCGGCGCCGUCGACGCGGCGGAGAAGGCCUGGCGCGCGGCCAUGGGCGCCGGUGCCGGUGGCGGGUUGUCUGCUUCUUCUGCCGGGUCCGGCGGCGUUGAUCAGAGCAAGAACUGGCUCGUUGACGCCGGCGCGUGGAAGGUCGUUGUUGCGAGGACGGACGAGCUUGUUAGUGUGCUCGAGAACUUUGGCAGCGAGGUUGAGAGCGUGGGGAGCAAGUGGAGGGGUAAGGCGAGGAAUGCGGUUCGCAGUGUCAUGAGCCGUGGAAAGGAGAGCUGGGAGGGCAGCGAGGAGUGGAGGAUUUUGGAGGGGUUGAUGGAGGGGUUGAAGUUGUAG